CGGCGCCCCGCCCCCGAGGAGCCACCGCCCAGCCGCUCGCCGGCGCCGCUCGGAGCUGCGUCCCGGGGCCGCGGGGCCGCAGGGAGAUUUUCCCAAACCUGGAUUGCUGAGGCUGGCAUGGGUGCUUGAUACCAUGUGACCUGCUGCAAGUUUCCCUUCUGAACUCACACCAGGAAACUACACCAGGUGGAGAGUGCCCAGGAAGCUGCCCUGCUUGACCCGGAGCCGUCUGUCCGUCCGUCCACCUGUCCACAGAGUUGGACCCUGUAGCGUCUGUACAGCGAGGAGAGGACGAGAACAUGCUCUGAAGACCUUCGAGACAAGACCGGGAAUCCGUGGGCCGAGCCCAGACCUUGAAGCCCUCCUGCUUCCCGCCCACCAUGGCCUCGGCUGACAAGAAUGGCGGGAGCCUCUCCUCUGUGUCCAGCAGCCGCCUGCAGAGCCGGAAGCCACCCAACCUGUCCAUUACCAUCCCGCCACCUGAGAAAGAGGCCCAGGCCCCCGGCGAGCAGGACAGCAUGCUGCCCGAGAGGCCCAGGAACCCAGCCUACUUGAAGAGCAUCAGCCUCCAGGAGCCGCGGACGCGAUGGCAGGAGAGCAGCUCAGAGAAGCACCCCGGCUUCCGCCGCCAGGCCUCCGUGUCCCAGAGCAUCCGCAAGGGCGCAGCCCAGUGGUUCGGGGUCAGCGGCGACUGGGAGGGGAAGCGGCAGCACUGGCAGCGCCGCAGCCUGCACCACUGCAGCGUGCGCUACGGCCGCCUGAAGGCCUCGUGCCAGAGGGACCUGGAGCUGCUCAGCCAGGAGGUGCCGUCCUUCCAGGGCACCGAGUCCCCCAAGCCCUGCAAGAUGCCCAAGAUUGUGGACCCGCUGGCCCGGGGCCGGGCGUUCCGCCACCCGGACGAGGUGGACCGGCCCCACGCCCCGCACCCGCCGCUGACCCCCGGGGUCCUGUCGCUCACCUCCUUCACCAGCGUCCGCUCCGGCUACUCCCACCUGCCGCGCCGCAAGAGGAUAUCUGUGGCCCACAUGAGCUUUCAAGCUGCCGCUGCCCUCCUCAAAGGGCGCUCGGUGCUGGAUGCCACCGGACAGCGGUGCCGGGUGAUCAAACGCAGCUUCGCCUACCCCAGCUUCCUGGAGGAGGACGCGGUCGAUGGGGCAGACACAUUUGACUCCUCAUUUUUUAGUAAGGAAGAAAUGAGCUCCAUGCCUGAUGACGUGUUCGAGUCUCCGCCACUCUCCGCCAGCUACUUCCGAGGGAUUCCCCACUCAGCCUCCCCUGUCUCCCCCGAUGGGGUGCAAGUCCCUCUGAAGGAGUGUGGCCGAGCCUCGGUGCCUGCAACCAGGCGCGGCAAGCGCAUCGCCUCCACAGUGAAGCACUUUGCCUUUGACCGCAAGAAGCGGCACUACGGCCUGGGCGUGGUGGGCAACUGGCUGAACCGCAGCUACCGCCGCAGCAUCAGCAGCACCGUGCAGCGCCAGCUGGAGAGCUUCGACAGCCACCGGCCCUACUUCACCUACUGGCUCACCUUCGUCCACAUCAUCAUCACGCUGCUGGUGAUUUGCACCUAUGGCAUCGCACCCGUGGGCUUUGCCCAGCAUGUCACCACCCAGCUGGUGCUGAGGAACAAAGGCGUGUACGAGAGUGUGAAGUACAUCCAGCAGGAGAACUUCUGGGUCGGCCCCAGCUCGAUUGACCUGAUCCACCUGGGAGCCAAGUUCUCGCCCUGCAUCCGGAAGGACCAGCAGAUCGAGCAGCUGGUGCUUCGGGAGCAAGACUUGGAGCGGGACUCGGGCUGCUGUGUCCAGAACGACCACUCGGGCUGCAUCCAGACCCAGCACAAGGACUGCUCGGAGACUUUGGCCACUUUCGUUAAGUGGCAGGAUGAUACCGGGCCCCCCAUGGACAAGUCCGAUCUGGGCCAGAAGCGGACAUCGGGGGCUGUGUGCCACCAGGACCCCAGGACCUGUGAGGAGCCCGCCUCCAGUGGUGCCCACAUCUGGCCCGAUGACAUCACCAAGUGGCCGAUCUGCACGGAGCAGGCCAAGAGCAACCACACGGGCUUCCUGCACAUAGACUGCGAGAUCAAGGGCCGCCCCUGCUGCAUCGGCACCAAGGGCAGCUGUGAGAUCACCACCCGGGAAUACUGUGAGUUCAUGCAUGGCUAUUUCCAUGAGGAAGCAACACUCUGCUCCCAGGUGCACUGCUUGGACAAAGUGUGUGGGCUGCUGCCCUUCCUCAACCCCGAGGUUCCUGAUCAGUUCUACAGGCUCUGGCUCUCUCUGUUCCUGCACGCUGGCGUGGUGCACUGCUUUGUGUCCGUGGUCUUUCAAAUGACCAUCCUGCGGGACCUGGAGAAGCUGGCCGGCUGGCACCGUAUCGCCAUCAUCUUCAUCCUCAGCGGCAUCACUGGCAACCUCGCCAGUGCCAUCUUCCUCCCGUACCGGGCAGAGGUGGGCCCGGCCGGCUCGCAGUUCGGUCUCCUCGCCUGCCUCUUCGUGGAGCUCUUCCAGAGCUGGCAGCUGCUGGAGCGGCCCUGGAAAGCCUUCCUCAACCUCUCGGGCAUCGUGCUCUUCCUGUUCGUCUGCGGGCUCCUGCCCUGGAUCGACAACAUCGCCCACAUCUUCGGCUUCCUCAGCGGCCUGCUGCUGGCCUUCGCCUUCCUGCCCUACAUCACCUUCGGCACCAGCGACAAGUACCGCAAGCGAGCCCUCAUCCUGGUGUCCCUGCUGGCCUUCGCCGGCCUCUUCGCCUCCCUGGUGCUCUGGCUCUACAUCUACCCGAUUAACUGGCCCUGGGUCGAGUUCCUCACCUGCUUCCCCUUCACCAGCCGCUUCUGCGAGAAGUACGAGCUGGACCAGGUGCUGCACUGACCGCCGGCCGGGCCCGGGCCCGGCUGCCUCCCCUAGAGCACUGACAACGCGGGGUCUGUGCCUGCCCCGGCCGCCGCCCGCAGAGCCCCCUGCCCCACACACCAAAGGCCCACAGACCGGGGCCUGGGCUCUGGGCCCGGGUGUCCUCCUGCCAAGCAAGGCGGAUUCCGCGUGAGAUGGCCGAUAAAAGCGGGAUCCUUGGGGAGUGAGGUCUGUGGGUUCCCAGGCCCUGACUUCUAGCCCCGUCCCCCUGCCGGACACAUGUCCUGGGGGCGGGUUUCCUUUCUUCCCGGGGUCCUCACAGCUGGUGCCUUCCUCCCACUGUGACUGGAGCGUGUCCUUGCCAGGGGCAAGGCUGCUCCUCGGUUGUGCCCAGGCUGGAUGCCCACUAUGGCCCCUUCCUGUUUCUCCUUGUCCCUCUGCUCUGAGGCCACCCAUAGGGCUCCCAGAUGGGACACCAUGGAAGAGGCUUCGGUCACAGUCUCAGGGCAGAGAACACACAGGGACACACUAGAUGGAUGCCGAGAGCUUUGCUUGUUCUUGGCAUCCAGAGGCUGUGUCCCUACCCACACCAGCCCUCCCUUCGUACCAGCGUCCGCCUCACAGCUUGCUCUGGGGCAGGGCGGACCUGCACCUCAGGGUGCUUGAGGCUCAGUCAGGCCCAUUGUCGACCAGUUUAUAUUAUGGUCCUAAUUUUUAAAAAGUAACGCUAACUUUGUAUGGAUGGUGUCUCAAGUGUAUUAAAUGAUAUUCUUUAUGGAA
Lemur catta (Ring-tailed lemur) is the source of this 3632-nucleotide messenger RNA. It is a transcript of the gene RHBDF2, whose product is annotated as rhomboid 5 homolog 2. Gene Ontology annotation, cellular component: endoplasmic reticulum membrane. Gene Ontology annotation, biological process: regulation of protein secretion; regulation of epidermal growth factor receptor signaling pathway. The coding region runs from base 381 to 2870 and encodes 829 amino acids. Gene Ontology annotation, molecular function: serine-type endopeptidase activity. The transcript is spliced from 20 exons. Lineage: Eukaryota; Metazoa; Chordata; Mammalia; Primates; Lemuridae. The record is from RefSeq and is a predicted model, not a curated record.